Annulohypoxylon maeteangense is the source of this 2463-nucleotide messenger RNA. RefSeq lists its product as uncharacterized. Gene Ontology annotation, cellular component: membrane. Gene Ontology annotation, molecular function: metal ion transmembrane transporter activity. NCBI's taxonomy places the organism in Eukaryota, Fungi, Ascomycota, Sordariomycetes, Xylariales, Hypoxylaceae. The record is from RefSeq and is a predicted model, not a curated record. The transcript is spliced from 6 exons. Bases 311 to 2044 code for a protein of 577 amino acids. Gene Ontology annotation, biological process: metal ion transport; transmembrane transport.
UUUCUUAUGAAAAAAAACUCAGCCGCGGUCAUACGUGCAGCGCCUAUCGCAUGCAAUGUAACACCGGGAGCCUCGUCCAUGAUGUGGCGCAGAUAGAGACCCGCUUAACAAAUAUAACGGCAGGCUCUACAACAAGCAGAUACCUAAGUCAUUUCUCCCACUUCUAUACUUGUUUAUAUUCAUUUUUUUUUUUCAUGUUCCUCGUCCAGCGUGAUUUUCAUGUUCAUAUUUCCUCUUCGAUUUCCAUUGUAUAGAGUAUCCACGUCCUCGAGUCCAGGGACAUCGUUUGCAUUUACUGUGAUCCGAUAUCAUGCAUUGGUUUAGGCGGGAUAUAAGUUCGGUAAACGGCGAUGAGAAGAGAGAUCCUUCUCUUUACGACCAAGGCGACAGUGACCCCAACUUGUUAAUUCCAGAUAGAAAGCUUGGGAAAGGGUACGAUGAUUACUUUAAUGGGGAUAUAUACGAGCAAUCUCCCUGCAAGCAUGUGCAGGACUGGGAGACUCCGGAGACGACCAAGUCGACUAUGCCGUAUCUCAUGCAUAUAAAAUCUUUGUCUAUGGGUUGGCCUCAUCUCCGCUACCUUGCGGAAUGGAUGGAUGUGACGACAUCACCUACCAAAUGGCAACUUAUCAAGGGCAUGGAUAAUCUAAAAGAGAUUCGGGCGGAGAGAGCUAGUCGGACGAAGAUUAUGGCCAUCGAUUUUAUCUCGGGCCAGUCAGCUCCAGCCAUGCAACAAAUCGACGACCCUAAUGGUUUAAAAACGUGUCUAGAUGACCCUGCGGUUCCAGAUGCUACUCGGUUAUAUGUCGUCGAAGAUCUCUCACGCGAUGUGAUCGAGCUUCUGGGUUCUAAACUAGACAUUGAUCCUCUCUUCUUUCGAGAGCAUAUCAACGAUUAUACUUGGUAUAACACACGAGAUCCAUGGGUCGAACUUCCCGACCUGGAUAUCGUUUCGCGAUCGCGAUCGUACUUCCGUCUAAUGUACAUGCAGCCCCGGUACUUUACGAGCCGGAAAAGCUACGAAGAUGCACUGAAGCAGGCCGGGCGGUUCAACGUGCUUAGGAGGCUUGACGAAGACAAUGAGCACGAGUCCUUAUUCGACGAUAAAUCAGCAACAGUUGCCCUUGUUAGAUGCAAGGCGUCGUUAUGGAUCAGGCGAUCUAGCAAUACUCAGCAGGCUAUUGGGGUAUUGCUCAUCGACCCUUCGAUAACAGAGGGAUUCCCUCUAUGGAGAGGAUAUCGGCCUUUCAGAAACUCACCCACACCCUCAAACAAGACGCCCUUCGAGGUACCGCCUCGGACUGGCCUCUUUGAGGACUUGAUAUUCUGGAUUCGGCAGACAUCACAGAAAGAUAUAGAUGCUAUAGAGCACAACCCCAACGCGAUGGCUUUCCGAAUCCUGGAGAUCAUAUGUGCGGAGUGGCUAACAUUAAGUCGCUACAUCACCGCACGGCUUGGUCAGAUCGAGUGGGAGAUCGAGAGCCCGGAGCGAUUCCAAGUGAGGAAAUUAGACCUCCAGGAGUCGAUGAACUUCAACACGUCGCUCAAGAAGCUUCACACGUGGCGCCGUCGCCUGCCCAUCUACAAGGCCAUGGUGGCCGACACCCAUACCAAGAUAUUCCCGAGCCACGAAUCCGGCUCCGGUCGCCGGGACUGCAUCGCCGACCUGAAGAAGGACUAUGAGAUCGUGGCGGCGCAUAUAGACAACCUGCUUUCGCGGACAGAGCGUAUCGCGGCCGUCGCUACGGCCGUCACGGCGAUCGAGGAGAGCCGGCGUGCCAUCGAGCAGAACAAGACUCUAGGACGACUUACGUAUUUAGCGGUCAUCUUCGCGCCCCUCAGUUUCGUGUCAAGCUUCUUCAGCAUGUCGACGGACCUCUCGGGGUUAACCCAGACCAUCUGGGUUUAUUUCUGCGUCGCCGUACCUAUCAGCUUCUUCGUCUACCUAUUAGUCGACAAGAACUGGACGAACAACAUGCAGAGCGCGUAUAAUAAGACCAAGGAAGUGAAACAUAACGCUAGGAUACACGAACGGAAACAUUGAUAGGGAUCUAAUACUAUGCACCUGGGCAUGUUUAUAGGAAAUGACGACUAGGUUAGGGAUAGUGAUACCAUGGGACGAUGAAUUACGACUUAUGACAGCAUGAAGAUAACGGUAGACGACAUGGUACUAUGCAUUGCUCCUUGUUCCUGAUAGAGAAGAUAGGUCAGAUUGCAUCCGGGCAUUUUACAUACGAGUAAUGAUACUUUUACUACCUCUGACUGAUGCUCGGUAUGAGUGUAUCUUGCGUAUAUUGGAGACUGUGAGGUUAAAACGGAUUAAAGAAGGUGAGGUAAAGGGGUCAGCCUAUCCAACCCCCUUUCUCUUUCACACCUCAUGAUAAGGAUUUAUCGAAUGGGUAAGCGUCUUUAGCAAGUCUUGCUUGGUAAUCCCAGCUGCGAAGGAAAAUAGGUAACUUAGCU